Molecule: messenger RNA, 2170 nt
Organism: Pecten maximus
Lineage: Eukaryota; Metazoa; Mollusca; Bivalvia; Pectinida; Pectinidae
Product: porphobilinogen deaminase-like
Exons: 11
Coding region: 84-1235 (383 amino acids)
Biological process (GO): heme biosynthetic process
Cellular component (GO): cytoplasm
Molecular function (GO): hydroxymethylbilane synthase activity
Source: RefSeq, a predicted model, not a curated record
ACCUUUGACCUUCACUCCAUCCGGCUUCAAUGACGCGGUGUGCAGACGAAAUAUACCUUGAUUUACACUAGAUUUUUGCAGAUAUGUCGGCGGAAAAGGUUGUCAAAGUCGGCUCAAGGAAGAGUGAGCUGGCUUUGAAACAGACAAACACAGUGAUCAACAAAUUAAAGGAGUACCAUCCAGAUGUUACCUUUGAAGUUGUUACCAUGGCAACAACAGGAGACAAGAUUUUAGAUGCUGCUUUGUCAAAGAUAGGAGAAAAAAGUCUGUUCACACGGGAGCUGGAGAAUGCUCUGGUGGAUAAAUCUGUUGACUUCGUUGUGCAUUCUCUCAAGGAUCUGCCUACCAACCUUCCAAAGGACCUAGUGGUUGGAUGUGUCUACAAAAGAGACAGUCCGUAUGAUGCUGUAGUGAUGCACCCAAAACACAAAGGGAAAACUCUCAAGGAUCUACCAGAUGGCAGUGUUAUUGGAACCAGUUCCCUGAGAAGGCAGUCUCAGAUAGCCAGGAAAUUCCCAACAUUUAAGUUUGAGAACAUUCGUGGUAAUGUGAACACUCGACUAAGGAAAUUAGAUGAUGAUAAUAAAUACGAUGCAACCAUACUUGCUGUAGCAGGCCUGGAUAGAAUGGGAUGGAGCCACAGAAUAGAUCAGGUUUUGACCCCUGACCUAUGUAUGUAUGCCGUGAGCCAGGGAGCCAUGGGUGUGGAGUGUCGAUCUGAAGACAAAGACACUCUGGAUAUGUUAUCAGCUAUCCAUGACAAGGACACUGUACUACAGUGUGUCACGGAGAGGGCCUUCCUAAAGACUUUGGAAGGGGGAUGCAGUGUGCCGGUAUGUGUGUUCACAGAGAUCAAAGACAGUCAACUGAAUAUAGAUGGUGGUGUAUUCAGUAUUGAUGGCUCCAAGCACAAAAUUGUCCAUAUAUCAAAAGAUCUCUGUCCCGACCAGGAGCCAGCAAAGAAGGUUUGUCGAACAGAAAAUGGAAAGACUUAUGCCAGUGUUGUAAGUAAUGGUGUGUCUAAAGAAGAAAUGCAGCUUUGUGAGGAUGCUGGAAUGGAACUGGCCCGUUUGAUUUUAGACUCUGAUGCUGGUCACAUUAUUGCAGAGGCCAAAGAAGAAAUUCGGCUUGCAAUCAUUGAGGACAAUAAAAAGAAAAUAGAAGAGGCUAAAAAUAAAAGCAGUGAAACAAAAACAGAAAAUGGUUCAAAUUCAAAUGCACAAACAGUAUCAUAGAUAUAUAUAUAUUCAGAAUAUUGAACAUAUGUAUGCUAUUAACAAUGCAAAACCCAAAAGUGUUGCAUAUGUAUAUAAUUUAUGCAAAUUUUUGUAUAUUAAAAAACUAAGGAUUUUGUUAUAAAAUAUGUUUAAUUUUAGUUAUUUGGUAGACAUAUCACAAACAUUGUGUUUUGCUUUUUUUAGACAUAUGGAACUUACAGUAUAAAUUAUACCAUUUUAAAUAAUGUCACCAACUGGAUAACCUAUUUUAACAUUCCUUCUGAAAGUUUAUAGAUGUUGAUGGUCCUAUUUCAAUGCUGAAAAAUCGUUUAAUUUGUCUUUAAAGACGUAUUGAAAAACAUAAUAUCAUUGAUAUUCAGAAACCAGCCCACCAUUAUAAAUACAUUACUAACAGUAGAAUUUGUUUCAUUCACUUAUGGUAUACAGACCACUUCUAUAUCUUUAUACAAACGAAACAUGCAUUACUAGUAUUAUAAUAUGUUAAUGUCCUUCAUUAUUUUUGCAUUUAUUUAUUUAUAGAGACAAAACAUAUGUAUAUAUGCAUGUAUAUAUGCAUGUAUAUAUGUAUACCCGGUAGAUGAUAAAAUGGUACAGAAUUUUGUGUAUCUCUUCAGGUUGAUAAUAUAUAUUCCGUGUACUUGAUAUCCAAAUUGUCUUCAUUGUGUGAUUAAUAUUUUUGUUAUUAGACAAGUAUUGAUAGUAUUAUAUACUCCAAUGUGUGAUUUAUUUUUGUAGAGAAGACUUAGAAAAAGAGUAUGAAAUCAUAACUAUUGCUAUGCUAAAUGCUGUAUAAUGCCAUUUAAAUUUUGCUUUGUAUUAAUUUUCACUCAGAAUCGCAAAAGAACUUGUAAGUUCUAUUUCAUUAAAAUAUCUACCUGACCCCAGGACUCCACAAUAAAUCACUUUCUAUCCAUGGUUGGAUUUCCUUUCUA